CAUAUUCCCAGAACUAGUAGCAGUUAAAGAAAACAAGGCAAGAAUUGAAGGGAAUAAAAUGGAAGCAAUCGGGGAAGAUGACUACUCCCACAAAAUGGCUCCUGCACCUGCGGCCUACAACUAUGAAGAUUUGGAUAAUAAUCUCAAAUGUGAACUCCUGAACGAGCCCGAAACUCAUACUCUUAUCCUUCAUUUAAAACGGCGCUUUCAGACAAAGAAUAUUGUAUUAACAACACAUGAAAGAGGAUACAUUGUGAUCAGUGGACAUGCGCAGGCAGAGGACUACAAGUGGAUCCGAUUUAGAAAAAUAUUCACAUUCCCUUCUGAUUCUUAUUACAACUUAUCAGAUUUGAAGAACAUUAUUGGGAUAUUAGAUUAUACCGAAACCAUUCUUAAUAUAAAGCUAACAAAACUCCCCAGAAAUAAUGUAAAUGAGACAUUGCAACAUGCCCAAAUCCAAUUAUGGCCGCCCAAAAACCAUCUAAUUCGUGUUAUGGUCGGGCUGUUCACUCAUUUAUCUUCCCAUAAUUCAUUACCACUCUUAGGUAACUGUUACCUAGAUAUUGAUCCAAAAUGUGAAUGGAAGGAUGAUGGUACUCUUCAACUUCAUUUACCGGGCUUCACAAAUGAGCAGUUAAGCAUUUAUAUAACAGAUUGUGGGCAGUUUAUGAGGAUUAGCGGACACAAGCCGUGUGAAAAGAGUCCCCAUGAUUGGACCCGCUUUUCUAAGCAAUUCCAUAUUAUACCCACCGACAACGGCAAUGACUAUGACAAUUGGCCCGACGUAGAUUACAACCCCGACUAUGUGCAUGUAAAAAAACCAAAACUCGCCAUCCAUGGUGCCGCCGGGAAUGGUGAGAAAAAAGAGAACGCGGAUACGGUUAAUUAAAGUAAUAAUGGUGGCCGACUGUGACAAUAAUGAAAGUUAUGAUGAGCUAUAGAUAUGAACUGAAGACGAAUGAUGAAUGUCCUCUGGAGGGUCUCUUAUUAGUUCUCUUCAGUUUCAAUUUCAUGUUGUAUUCCAUACCCUCAUUAAAUAUGUUUAUAUCUUAAUGGUAUAAUCUCAUAUAUGUCUCCUGUGUUCAAAAUUGUAUAAGUAUACAUAUUACGG
Molecule: messenger RNA, 1111 nt
Organism: Cuscuta europaea
Lineage: Eukaryota; Viridiplantae; Streptophyta; Magnoliopsida; Solanales; Convolvulaceae
Source: the annotation of a GenBank genome assembly